Cordyceps fumosorosea ARSEF 2679 is the source of this 2547-nucleotide messenger RNA. Its product is annotated as Methyltransferase type 11. The record is from RefSeq and is a predicted model, not a curated record. Lineage: Eukaryota; Fungi; Ascomycota; Sordariomycetes; Hypocreales; Cordycipitaceae. The transcript is spliced from 4 exons. Bases 1 to 2547 code for a protein of 848 amino acids.
AUGGCUUUUCCUGGUGGUAACAUUUUGCCCUUUGGCACCGACUUUGAAUUGCGCUCUAUGCACUAUGCCGGCAUAGCUGUUGCUCUCCUCGGCGGAGCCUGCCUCUUCUCCCUCGGCAAGGCCACCGUUGACGAUAAGGAAAAGGACGAGUCCUCUCCCGGGCUCCUCAAGUCCUUCUUCCUCUUCUUCUACUCCUCCUUCCUCAAGCCUCACCAGGGCGGAUCUAAGGCUUCCCAGCAAGAUGCCCUCGAGAGCUUUUACAAGAGACAGGCCGGAGCCUACGACACCACCCGCGGCAUCCUCCUCCGCGGUCGCGAGGACAUGCUCGCCCUGGUCGUCGCUCAGCUCAAGGCCAAGUUCCAAUCGCCCAAGGAUGCUCAAAAGGGUAAAACCGAAAAGAGAAUUUGGGUUGAUAUUGGCGGCGGCACUGGCUGGAACAUUGAAGCCAUGGGCGAGCACGUCAAUGUUGCCGAAUUCUUCUCCAGCGUCUACUUGGUCGACUUCUCCCCCUCCCUCUGCGAAGUCGCCCGCAAGCGUUUUGAGCGUCUCGGCUGGAAGAACGUCACCGUCGUCUGCCAGGAUGCACGCAAGUUCCGCCUAGAAGACUACGAGGAUGGCAUACCCGCCACUCAGAACCUGCUUCGCUCCCCCGCACUCAGCUACUUCAAGCAGCAGCGCCCGGAGCAUGGCGGCGCCGACUUGGUCACCAUGUCUUACAGCCUGUCCAUGAUUCCUGACUACUACUCCGUCGUCGACUCGAUUGGCUCUCUCCUCUCUCCGUCCGGUGUCUUCGGCGUCGUUGAUUUCUAUGUCCAGAACCAGUUCGACUUCUCCUUCCGAAACUACACUGCUGGUUACAUUGACCGUCACGUCAAUGCCCUCUCCCGCAUGUUCUGGCGUGCUUGGUUUGACUUUGACCGUGUCGCGCUCGAGUCUGGACGCCGCGACUAUCUCGAGUACAAGUACGGUACCAUUCUCAACCUCAACGCUCGCAACCGCAGCCUCGGCUACAUCCCUUACUACGUCUGGGUUGGAUGCCAGAAGAAGCCCUUCUCCAAGACCGCCCUGCCCCAUGAGAUUCUGGAGCGAAUCGACGCAUAUGCCACCGAGUCGCCCUACCUCUACCCUGUGAACCAAGGUGACGCCCUCACACGCGCCAUUGAGAGAUCUGCUCCCGAAAUCCGCUCCAAGGCCUUCCUCACCGCUGUCCAGAACCUCUCGGCCAACCUACCUCUGCCCGCCUUCUUCUACCAGAACCACCACUGGCGCAUCUACUACGACGACCAGCUCCAGAAGCACAAGCAGUUCAACGAUGAGUACAUCUAUGCCUUUACCUGGGAGGAUGCCCGUGUCGAUGAGCGCAUCCUCAAGCUUGGACCCGAGGACAAGGUUCUUGCCAUUACUUCUGCUGGCGACAAUAUCCUCUCUUAUCUGGCUCAGGGUCCUGCUCGCGUCCACGCUGUCGACCUCAACCCGACCCAGAACCAUCUUCUUGAGCUGAAGGCCGCCGCUUACACCGCACUCCCCUACGAGGACUUUUGGAAGAUCUUUGGUGAGGGCAAGCACUCGGAGUUCCGCACGCUCCUCAUAACCAAGCUCUCGCCUCACCUUUCUAGCCGCGCCUUUCAGUACUGGCUCAAGAAUGUCCACGUCUUCCAGAGCACCUAUGGUCUUUACGACACCGGCGGCUCUCGCCACGCCAUCCGCGCCAUGCGCUGGGUUUCCCGCCUCUUCGGCAUCCAGCGGGCCGUCAAGCAGGUGCUCGCCUCCAAAACCCUCAACGAGCAGCGCGAGAUUUGGCGCAACAAGAUCCGCCCUGCCCUCCUUUCCAAGCUCGUGUCCAACCUCGUCGUCGCCCAGGAGAGCUUCCUCUGGACCGCACUCGGCGUCCCCAAGAACCAGCUGGCCAUGAUCGAGAACGACCACGCCGAGUCGGACCUGGUCCGGGGCCCGAACCCGCAGGCCAAGAACACGCGCUCCCACGCCAUCUGGCACUACAUGGUCAACACGCUCGACCCGGUCGCCGAGGAGACACACAUCGGCGCCGACAACCCCUACUACUACGUCUGCCUCGCCGGCCAGUUCAGCCCCAAGUGCCACCUGCGCUACCUCGACCAGGAGGUGCACGCCAAGCUCUCGCGCCCGGGCGCCCUCGACGGCCUCCGCAUCCACACGGACGAGCUCGAGGAGGUCAUCGCGCGCAUCAUGCCCGGCACGCUCACCGUCGCCGUCGUCAUGGACAGCAUGGACUGGUUCGACCCGGGCUCCGAGGCCGCCGCCAAGCAGGUCACCAAGCUCAACCGCGCGCUCGCCAUCGGCGGCCGCGUCAUGCUGCGCUCCUCCGCGCUCGAGCCCUGGUACCUCAAGGUCUUCGAGGCCCACGGCUUCGCGCCCAAGUGUCAUGGAGGCCGCCGCGACGGCGCCUGCAUCGACCGCGUCAACAUGUACGCGAGCUGCUGGAUCUGCACAAAGGUGGACAACCUCCGCCCGCCCACCCCGGAGCUGGACCGUGUCGGCAGCCACGAGAUUACGAGCCUCGAGAUCUGA